AUGUCUUUGGUUAAGCCUCUAAGACUGUUACUGUUAGGAGCACCAGGCUCUGGUAAAGGUACUCAAACUUCAAGACUACUGAAGAAGAUACCUCAAUUGCAUUCCAUAUCAUCGGGCGAUCUUCUACGCCAAGAGGUUAAGAAUAAAAGUGAAAUCGGAUCGAUUGCAUCCAGUUACAUCUCUCAAGGUAAACUGCUACCAGAUGAUUUGAUGGCAAAACUAGUUGUUACAAACUUGAAGCAAUCAGGAUGGUUAUCACCAGAUGCAACCUGGUUGUUAGAUGGAUUCCCCAGAACCUCUAUUCAAGCUGAAAUCUUGAAUAACGAUUUACAGAAUUACAAGGCUGAAUUAAACUUGGUGGUGGAAUUAGACGUUCCAGAGAGUGUUAUCCUCGAGAGAAUCGAAAACAGGUUCGUUCAUGUGCCCAGUGGCAGAGUCUAUAAUUUACAGUACAACCCACCCAAGGUUCCGGGAAAAGAUGAUGUUACCGGUGAAUCCCUAACAAAGAGAUCUGAUGAUACUGCUGAAGUGUUUGGUAAACGCCUACAACAGUACAAAUCGACUCUUGCACCAUUGAAAGAAUACUACGCAAAUAAAGGUAUUUUGGAAACUGUCUCUGGUGAAACCUCAGAUAUAAUCUUCCCCAAACUUUACGAUUUGGUUAAACGUAAGUUUGGAGCUCAUUAG
Molecule: messenger RNA, 687 nt
Organism: Zygosaccharomyces rouxii
Lineage: Eukaryota; Fungi; Ascomycota; Saccharomycetes; Saccharomycetales; Saccharomycetaceae
Gene: ADK2
Product: adenylate kinase ADK2
Exons: 1
Coding region: 1-687 (228 amino acids)
Biological process (GO): nucleobase-containing compound metabolic process
Cellular component (GO): cytoplasm; mitochondrion
Molecular function (GO): AMP kinase activity; ATP binding
Source: RefSeq, a predicted model, not a curated record